Molecule: messenger RNA, 3186 nt
Organism: Esox lucius (northern pike)
Lineage: Eukaryota; Metazoa; Chordata; Actinopteri; Esociformes; Esocidae
Gene: pex14
Product: peroxisomal biogenesis factor 14
Exons: 10
Coding region: 115-1350 (411 amino acids)
Biological process (GO): protein import into peroxisome matrix, docking
Cellular component (GO): peroxisomal importomer complex; peroxisomal membrane
Molecular function (GO): signaling receptor binding
Source: RefSeq, a predicted model, not a curated record
UGUAAAAAAUAAUAAUAAUCUUAACGCAGUCGGAGUUUUCUUCUAGUUUUCCUCAUUCAGGCGUAAGCAAUCGUUCCCAAAUGAAUCGAUUAAACGAGCUCUAGGCUGGGGAAGAUGGCAUCUUCUAAACAACCUGAUCCGCAAACACAGGUUGAUGCCACAGAUCUCCCUGUACAUCAGAAUGGAGCAAUAUGUCAGCCAUUUUACCUGGGACCUUUUGUAAACAGUCAGCCAGCCAACGCAGCCACCAAACUCAUGGCUGAGCCUGGCGCUUCUUCCAGAGAUGAGGUUCCCCCCAGAGAAGCACUGAUAGCCACAGCUGUAAAAUUUUUACAGAACCAAAAAGUCCGUCAAAGUCUACUGGACACCAGAAAAGCUUUUUUGAAGAAAAAAGGUCUGACUGAUGUGGAGAUAGAGCUUGCCAUCCAGCGCUCAGGCAGCACUGAUGAGCCCCUGGCCCUUACCCCUGUUGGACCCCAAUAUCCCCUUCCUGCCCACCAGCUGGAACCUGUACACUACAGUCCCCGUGGCUACAGAUGGAGAGAUUAUGGUGCCCUCACUGUCAUCAUGAUGGGCAUGGCCUUUGGCUUCCAUCAGCUCUACAAGAAAUACAUCCUUCCCCUCAUUAUGGGAAGCAAAGAGGACAAGAAGCAUCUGCAGAGGAUGGAGAGCAACAUGGCGGAGAUGAGUGGCACGCUGACACGGACAGUGACACAACUUCAGCAGACUCUGGCUACAGUACAGGAGCUCCUGAUCCAGCAGCAGCAGAAAAUACAGGACCUGUCUCAGGAACUAACUACAUCUGAGGCAUACUCUUCAAACAACCGCAUCCUGGACACUCAGCUCAUUGGUGAACUGAAAGCUGAAAUAGUGUCCCUGAAGGGCUUGCUCCUCAGCAGGAAGCAGUUCCCUGCGUCGCCUUCCGUCCCAAAGAUCCCCUCCUGGCAGAUGCCCCUGAAGCCCGCCACCGUCUCCACUAGCUCUCCGUCUGUCAACCACACCAACAGCAGCAGCGACAUCUCCCCCGUCAGCAAUGAGUCGGCUUCCUCCUCCCCUAUCAAAGAUGUUCGCCACAGCCCCCAAGAUCCCCUGGGAGGCCUGGACAGAGCUCACAGCCUCAACGGAGAGAACAGCGCAGGGCUGGAAGCAGGAGCCACACUCAAGGGCCAGGUCCGCAUGGAGGUGCAGGGCGAGGAGAAGGAGGAGGAGGAGGAGGAUCUUAGCCAUGUGGAUGAGGAGAGUCUAAGCGUACCAGCAGAGGAUCGUCGAGGAGGGGAUGGACAGAUCAAUGAACAGGUGGACAAGCUGAGGAGGCCCGAGGGGGCCAGCAAUGAAAGCGAGGUGGAUUAGACCAGUCUGGGUACAGAAAGCACAACAAAACCCUUUUUCCUCACCUUUCUCAUUUCAGUUGACGGUCCUUUUUCACUCUGAUCCUGGUUAAAUUGAAUUGCUGUAGUUAGUUUUUUUUUCUUCUGUCAUAGUCUGUGAUCUGAAUCAAGAUAUGCAAGUACGUAAAGGGUUAAGAAACACAACAAAUAUUGGUGUGUCUAUGUGUGUCUGUGUCUCUGUAGGUACUUAGAGUUUUUCACCAAGCAAACAAAGCUAUUGCAUGCCUGGGACAGUUCCAGCAAUCAUAAAGCUUUAUUUAAUACAAAUGAUUCUGAAAAACGCUACAUUCCUGCUUCCUCUCAUGUGUGGCACUCAGUACUGUCAAUUUGACUGGCUGUAAUCACCUGCUGCACUGUGCUUGGUUUCCUAAGGGAUAUUGCGUCGGAGCUAAUUUGAGUAAUAAUUUGAGGUUGUUUCUCAAAUGGCACCCUUUUGGCUACAUAGGUUGCAUCUCAAAUGGAGAUAAACAGAAAAGGUAGCCAUUUGGUGUAGAACCUGAGUAACUUGUUCUUAACACCUAAUACAUUAUACGCUUCACUUCUCUGUCAUGAAUCAGGUGGCUUGUUCUUCCGUACUUGUGUCAAAGUCACCAUGAAAUGACUGAAGGCGUUACUGGGGUUGUGUCUGAACUGCCGUGUCCACACAGAGUCCCGGGUGCAGAAGGAGAGGAAACGCAGCAGGACAAGCAACAUUAGGCUACGUUGCAAUUAAAAUCCUUCCUCACAUGUUGGUGUCAGUCCGUCAAUAAUUUAGGAAGGCCAGAAGGUGGCAUUUGGGCUGAAAUAAAAGCUCUGAAAUCUGAGACUAGAACGUGACGACGGUUUUGUUCCCGCCAGUGUUCAAGAGCACUCAAAGGAUGUUUUUUCCCCUCUCUCCUUUAAAGGGGCUGCCUCGUGCAGCGUAUCUCUCUAUGUGGUGAAAGUGAGUCCAGUCUGCCUCUUCAGCUGUCCCUCAGUCUGCAGCAGGGCUGGCUGGUUUGGUUUAUGAAGUAUGUUAAUAAUCAAAUGAUCAACAAAUAACAGAUGUAUUAGUUCAUGCAGCUUGAAAUGUCAAGGAGGCUAAAAGUUAAAAUCUAAUCGUGAAAGCCCUGUUGUAUUAUAUUAUUUCAUGACAAACCCUCCGGUCCAAAUUAUAUAGGCCUCCUACAGUGACUAAUCUUUUACACUAAAGCAGAGCCAAUAUUCUGUCAUUAAACCGUGUUAGACAGUGGUUGUUGCCAUGGAUUUUUGAGUGUUCUGGUGGGUCUUUUUUCGCGUGAAUCUGGCUCUGAAGGGGGGUGGGGGGGGGUGAUUGAAACGGAAGGUACCAUAUUAAAUUACUCACUUCCCAGCUGAUAAGAUGAAAAGAGAGGAAAAAGGGUCCAGUGUAUGAGCUCUGUUGUGUCAUUUUAACAUUCAAGGACCUCCCAAGUAGCGCAAUAAUGGUUGACCUUGUUUAGCCGUACUGCGCCAACUGAAGACCUUUGUCUUUCAAUAGUAGUGGAUGUUGACCUUGUUUAGCCGUACUCCGCCAACUGAAGACCUUUGUAUUUUAAGAACAGAAUAUGUACUAAAACAUCUAAAGUAUAAUACCGUUAUGAGAUAUGUUUUUGGUUUGCUGUUGUAUUUGAUUUAAUCUGACAUUCUGAUUCAUACAUUUGUCUGAGAAUGAAGACCACUUGAUAAUAUUGUGACAGAAAUGUUGCACAUUCACUGUAGUUUAUCUGUGUAUACAAUGUACCCAGCUUCUAACUGUGCGGAUAAGAACUUCGGAUAUGGAACAUGUGUAUAUAAUUGUAAUAAAUUUGGCUUAUCACAA